Messenger RNA from Antrostomus carolinensis (chuck-will's-widow), 1343 nucleotides. It is a transcript of the gene ACRBP, whose product is annotated as acrosin binding protein. Gene Ontology annotation, cellular component: acrosomal vesicle; nucleus. The annotation marks the transcript as partial. The record is from RefSeq and is a predicted model, not a curated record. NCBI's taxonomy places the organism in Eukaryota, Metazoa, Chordata, Aves, Caprimulgiformes, Caprimulgidae. The transcript has 8 exons.
GGCCGGUCUGCUCUGACUUCCCAGAGGCACCGUGGUUUCAGACCUUCUGCCAGUUUGCCCACUACCGCUGCUUCAAACGCCAGUUCUACACCAAGCGAAUCCCAUGUUCAAAUUUGUCUCUUCCAAAGAACCUUCUCUCCCCAGCAGAGGAACCUUAUGCUGUGGACUCCUGGGCAGAGGGCAAAAGCUCCCCAACAGAAGCCCCCUCUCCUGCUCUCUCCCCAGCUCUGAGGAAGAAUUCUUUCUCAUCCGUUGAUGCUCUGCUGGAUGACAACGUGGACGCUUUCCUGAGGUUCUCCUUUGCACUGUCAGGUCAGAAGCCGCUGCUGAGGAACAUCCCGCCGACCGUGACAGAUAUGCCGAGACCCUCAUGGGACAGCGGGCUCCCACCAACCCUGCCAGUCACAGAUACCCCUGUCCCCUCGCCUCCUGGGCUGGAAGCCCCUGUACCCUCACUGACUGGGCUGGGAACCCCUGCCCCGGCAAAUCAAGCCUGGGAGGAACGCCUGCAGAACAACAUCAAGCAUCUGAUCUACUUUGCCCUCUACUUGAGCAUCCAGGGCUCUUCUCUGAACCCCAGCACCGAGUCAGACCCAGAGAGCACAUCAGGCAGUGCCAAGGAGGAGGUGCAGGAGACAACCCCCCGGGGCAGCCUUUUAGCCCUGAACAAGAACAAGGCAAUGAUAAUCUUGUGCUAUGCAAUGCUGGAGGGAGACUGUCUCUCAUCGGUGAUCACGCAGGCCUGGAAGGAGGUGGAAGAAAGAGUCCUUGGAUUUGGAGAUUCGGUGUGUGACAACCUCGGGCGGCGUCACAUGGACCUGUGCCCUGACUGUGCUUUCUGCUCACUGAAGAGGGAGCAGUGUCAGAACAUCAAAAGCCUGAACCGUGUUCACUGUGACACAGGCAGCUUCAUCACCUACAUCAACCCUCAGAUCUCAGCCCAGUACCAGGCUGCAAACAAUGAAAUGCCAAAUACCUGCUCUCCAGGGACCUCAGAGUACUAUGGGAUGGAGGUUUUCAGAGGGCUGAGGGUGGAGUACUGGUGCAGCCGGAUGGCCACUCGUGGCUGUCAGGACUCUCAGGUGGCCCUCUGGCUGAAGGCAGAGUACACUGCCUUCCAAGAUGGAGAUGUCCCAAGCCAGAUCUGUGACUCAAGUGGAGUUCAGCACCCUAACUACUGCGCAUUCAAGAGCCACCAGUGCCUGCAGCGGAACCUCUACAACCAGAAGGUAUCUCGCCAUGGCUGCUGCAGAAACAAGACAUACCAGGUGCUGAGUGAGAAGGAGGGAGAGGAGGAAGUGCAGCUGUGGCACCAGAGGUUCCUGGACCUCACCAAGGGGUGA